GAGAAGCUCCACAAGAUGGCGAGCGCGGGCUCCGGCGCCCUCCCCAAGAUGGCGGCGGGCGGUCCGGCGGCCGCAACGCGGGGCCGGGGCCGCUCGGAGAGCCGCGGCCCGGCGCUCCCAGGGCGGCGGCGGCGGCGGCCUCCCGGGCGCUGUGCGAAGGGGUCUGUGGCGGCCAGGCGCCCGGCAACCGCCUCUGCUCAACCCGCGGGGGAAGGGCAGCCGGCAGCCCGCCGCCAGGAGCCGGGCGGCCCCCGGACGCCGAGCCUGUGUUCUUCACACAAAGCAGCUGGUGGACAACCCUCAAAGAGGCUCAAAUGUGAAAAAAACAGUCUAGUAAAAUCAGAACUAGAAGGACUUACAUGUGCAAGUGGAAACCUUGCUGCACCAGGGGAAGUGCCUAAAACAUCUGAUGGGGAUCGACGUUCAGAAGAUCCAGGAGACUCCAAUAUAAUUCAACAGAAAAAGGGUGAAAGCAUUCCGGAGACUGACGAAGAGAAACAGGAAAAGGAGCAUAAUGUUUCUCUCGGGCCGCGUGCAGUGAAAUCAAGCAGUGCUCUAUCAAAAAUGGACAGUGAUGAAAACCUGCACGAUCACGUCUGCAGUGAAGAGGAAAGCAGCUGUGAGAGCGUACUGUCAGAUGGGUCCAGCUUGGAGGAUGCAGAUGUCCCGAAGAAGCCGAUACAGUUAGAGGGUAGUGCUUUCUUGGAUGAAGACAGCAACCAGCCAAUGCCAGUGGACCGGUUCUUUGGAGAUGUCGAGUUUAUCCAGGAUCUCCCAGCAGUUGCACUCCCAAGCACAACGAUGAGCAGGCGAGAAUUCAGGAAGCUACAUUUCAUUGCAAAGGAAGAUGAGGAGGAGGAGGAAGAGGAUGUUGUCUAACAACAAACUGUAAACAAAUGAAACCUUUUUUCUCUUCUUUGCAACCACGUAAUGAUGGCUGGCUGUGCCACUAACAUAAGGUGUCUGUGUUUGCCUUUUCUCAGAGACAGAACUGGUAGAGUUUGUUUUUCUGAAAUUGGCAGAUACAGAAUUCUGCCACGGUUAUCUGGGGCAAAGGCUGACUGAAUUUUCAGUGAUUUGGAAUUAAACUGUAAUUUAUCAUUUUACCACUAAUAUUUAGGAAAAACCAGGGAAAAUAGAAGUUCUUAUUGCUUUUUUCUAAAUUUGAGCCGAUAUCUAGGGUGAAUGUUUGGUCUCGCUCCUUUUUUAAAAAUAGCCAAGAAAACCAUGUUAGAACAAGGUCCUUUUUCUUUUAAUUCCGCGAUGUCUAACAUUGUGGCAUCCAGUUAGUAAUGCAGCCAGUUAACUACCCAGUAGAAAGAGGCACACUGGCCUCUGCUGUGUAAGUUGUCUUACAUUGUUGACAUCUAAACCAGAACCAAUUAAACCUCUAAAAUGCAGUUCCGCUAGCAAAACUAAAUGCAUGGAUAUCAAUGUGAGUUCAGUGGUGUUAAUCUCUGGAAGUUAAGUACGUUUUUAUUGCACAUCAGUUCUCUGAACAACCACCAUGUGAAGCUGACUGCUUCCCUCUUCCACCAGACCAGCCGUAAGCAUUGCCUUUUCUAAUAGUUGUGUAAUGCAGCUCGUGCAGUAUUUUCAGUUGACUUCCAAGGGUUACAAAUAGGAAUUUCGUAAACAAAUAUACUGGUGGUGAUAAAGGAGGAAUAAAAUCUCUCAGUGGCGGACUUGGUAGACAAACCAGUAUUGAUUGCUAGCGAUAUCGGUCAGUCCACUGAAUUUGUUAUUUUGGCCUGCAGUUUUAGAAAACAGUGAGCAAGCUCAGAUGAUUUCAGGAACUGUUAACUUGCCCAACAUUUAUGAUAAUACUCCUUUGAAAGCGUGAUUAUGCAAUAAGCUUCCAGAUCUUUAUUGUUAUAAAUAGUUUCUUCUACAUUUCUAAAAAUAUAGAGAAAAUGUUAUCAGCAGAUGGUUUAAAUAAAUAUUAAUUUCUACA
This is a messenger RNA of Harpia harpyja (harpy eagle), 1954 nucleotides long. RefSeq names its product chromosome 7 C1orf174 homolog (gene C7H1orf174). Lineage: Eukaryota; Metazoa; Chordata; Aves; Accipitriformes; Accipitridae. The coding region runs from base 16 to 879 and encodes 287 amino acids. The record is from RefSeq and is a predicted model, not a curated record. The transcript has 3 exons.